Messenger RNA from Cooperia oncophora, 354 nucleotides. Lineage: Eukaryota; Metazoa; Nematoda; Chromadorea; Rhabditida; Trichostrongylidae. The record is from the annotation of a GenBank genome assembly.
AUGUAUGCGACGCUAGCAUUCCUUUGCCUCUCACUACUCUCAGCCAACUGUGCCGUACACAAACAGCCAGCUGAGCUGCCAGUGAAUACUGCCUACAAAGAUGGCAAAACCCUGCGUUUGCCACUCAACGAAACCAGCAGUGAAGAGCUUCUCGAGAAGUGGGCCAGCCAAGCGCUAUCCGGGCUAAUGGCAGCGGUUGCAUCAAGAAGGCUUGAUCAGUUGGACUCCGAUGAUCGUGAAGAACUACAUCGCUGCUCGAAGCAAGCCUACACAGUACCUGACCAUGCCCGCUGUGUAGCUAAAGUUCUCGACAUUACUCGACAUAUUAAGUAUCGACCACCUAAGCCGAUUUAA